AUGAGCAGACAAGUCUGCAAGACACCCGGUGGCGGGAACCAGGGCUUCCCUGUCUGCCCCGCUGUGGUCUCCGGCAGCAGCAGAACGAGCUGUGUGGCUUGCUCUGGGGGAGCCGGCGGAGGGGCCUGUGGGUUCCGAGGCGGAGCAGGAGGCUUUGGCAGUCGCAGCCUCUACACUGGUGGCAACAAGAGCAUCUCCAUCAGCGUGGCUGGUGGCUCCCGGGCUGGGGGCUUUGGGGGCGGGCGCAGCAGCUGUGUCAGUGGCUUUGGGGGUGUCUAUGGAGGUGGCCUCAGUGGUGGCAGAGGAAUGGGAGGUGGUUUUGGAGGAGCUGGUGGCUUUGGUGGAGUUGGUGGCUUUGGCCCGGGUGGCUUCCCUGGGGGACUCCAGGAAGUGACGGUCAACCAGAGCCUCCUGCAGCCCCUCAAUGUGGAGAUCGACCCCCAGAUUGGGCAAGUAGAGGCCCAGGAGCGAGAGCAGAUCAAGACCCUCAACAACAAGUUUGCCUCCUUCACUGACAAGGUGCAGUUCCCGGAGCAGCAGAACAAGGUCCUGGAGACCAAGUGGGACUCGCUGCAGCAGCAGGGCACACGUUCCAUCACAGGCACCAACAAACUCGAGCCCCUUUUUGAGAACUACAUCAACUCCCUGCGGAGCUACCUGGACGGCAUCCUGGGGGAGAGAGGCUGCCUGGAUUCAGAGCUGAGGAACAUGCAGGACCUGGUGGAGGACUUCAAGAAGAAGUCUGAGGAUGAGGUCAAUAAGCCUACAGCUGCUGAGAAUGAAUUUGUGAUCCUGAAGAAGAACGUGGACACUGCCUACAUGAACAAGGUGGAGCUUCAGGCCAAGGUGGAUGCCUUAAUGAAUGAGAUCAAUUUCUUGACGACACUCUAUGAUAUGGAAUUGUCCCAGAUGCAUAGCCACGUCAGCGACAUGUCCGUGGUUCUCUCCAUGGACAACCACCGCUGCCUGGACCUGGACAGCAUCAUUGCCGAGGUCAAGGCCCAGUACGAGGCCAUCGCCCAGAGGAGGAAGGCCGAGGUCGAGGCCCUGUACCAGACCAAGUUGGGCGAGUUGCAGACCACGGCCGGCAGGCAUGGGGAUGACCUGAAGAGCACCAACAGUGAGAUCUCAGAGCUCAACUGGAUGAUCCAGAGGCUGCGGGUUGAGAUCCAGAAUGUCAAGAAACAGAACGCUAAACUGCAGACGGCUAUUGCCGAAGCUGAGCAGUGUGGGGAGAUGGCCCUCAAGGAUGCCAAUGCCAAACUCCAAGAGCUGCAGGCUGCCCUAGAGCAGGCCAAGGAUGACCUGGCCUGGCUGCUGCGCGACUACCAGGAGCUGAUGAACGUCAAGCUGGCCCUGGACGUGGAGAUCGCCACCUACAGGAAGCUGCUGGAGGGCCAGGAGUACAGGAUGUCUGGAGAGUGCCAGAGUGCUGUCAGCAUCUCUGUGGUCAGCAGCAGCAACACGACCUCGGCCUCAGCGGGGGGUUUCGGAGGCAGAUACAGCGGUGGCAGCGGAUUUGGCUCCAGCUCCGGGGGUCGCUUCGGAGUCAGUGGGGGAGGCUUCAGCUCAGGCAGCAACCGUGGUGGCAGUGUCAAGGUCUCCCAGUCCUCCCAGCGCAGCUCCAGAUAA
Balaenoptera acutorostrata (minke whale) is the source of this 1632-nucleotide messenger RNA. It is a transcript of the gene KRT3, whose product is annotated as keratin 3. Lineage: Eukaryota; Metazoa; Chordata; Mammalia; Artiodactyla; Balaenopteridae. Gene Ontology annotation, molecular function: structural constituent of skin epidermis. Gene Ontology annotation, biological process: intermediate filament organization; keratinization. Gene Ontology annotation, cellular component: keratin filament. The record is from RefSeq and is a predicted model, not a curated record.